Messenger RNA from Pyricularia oryzae 70-15, 738 nucleotides. RefSeq lists its product as uncharacterized. The record is from RefSeq and is a predicted model, not a curated record. NCBI's taxonomy places the organism in Eukaryota, Fungi, Ascomycota, Sordariomycetes, Magnaporthales, Pyriculariaceae. The transcript is spliced from 2 exons. Bases 177 to 464 code for a protein of 95 amino acids.
CACAGCAUACAAGUUAACCUUUUUUUUGUCUUCACCCCUCUCUCUACCUCCAAGCCACACCAACCAGAACUUAGCACAAUCCUGCGGUUCUGUGACCAAGACCAAGAAAAACUCCACAAAUCCACGAACCGAAGUCUUUCUCUUGCUUCCAUAAAGCAUAACAAACCUCGACAAACAUGGAGAUGCACAUGCUUGAACCACGCGCACAGGGACGCGGCCGUCGUCUCGCAGCCGGCGCCAUUGCCGGUAUCGCCAUCGCCGGCUUCGUCGUCUUCCUGGCCUUCCUCCUCUGCUGCUACUGCUGCUGCUUCCGCAAGAAGCGCGCCCGCAACCAGGAGAAGGUCCACUACGGCGGCCCUCCCAUGGCCCACCAGAACGGCGGCGGUGGCUUCAUGGGCAGGAUCAACGGCAUGAUGGGCAGGAAUAACGGAGUGCAACAACCCGCCCCCGCCCACUACCGCUGAUGAUGCAAUUGCGGGAUAGGGUUUGGAGGAGAGGGGACUGGGAGGGGUCGUUGGAUCGAAAGCUUAAUCGGAAUUGUUGCUGAGAUUGGAAGAUGGAAGAACGAAUGCCUGGCAAGAUUUUGAGCAUGCAGGCUGUCAAUACCCCAGCGAACUUUUUUUUUUUAUAUUUUUUUGCUAAAAUAAUGCAUAAUGAAUACUAUUAUUCAAUUCCACAAUUUCAAGUCUGCCUGAAGCUGCAGUCCAGCUCCGUGGACAAGGAGCAUCCCAAACGACU